Linum trigynum is the source of this 2479-nucleotide messenger RNA. The record is from the annotation of a GenBank genome assembly. Lineage: Eukaryota; Viridiplantae; Streptophyta; Magnoliopsida; Malpighiales; Linaceae.
AUAUCACUCAAACCAAUCACGAAAACUGGUGCAAAAAUAAGGUUUGAAAACAAAAAGAAGAGCAAAAGAAGGUUACCAUCCAUUCCCUCUCUAAGUCCAGUUUUCUUUUCGUGGGCCGCAUGGUCUAUGUGUAAAAAAAACAUCUCUUUUCAUUUUCAUGUGAGGGAAAAUUUCGAAAUUUCACAAUCUGGAUAGUUUCAUGUGUUGCUCGGAAUAUGAUCUUCGGCUUUCAUAGGGAUGUGAGAUUUCAAAUGUUUAUGUUUCUGCAUGAUUCGUUUUUGAUGCAGAUGAGUACCAACGAUAACAAUGGAAACGAUGGCGAAAAGCGUACCCCAAAAUUGAACGAGAGGAUCCUUUCAUCGCUGUCCAAGAGAACCGUUGCGGCUCACCCGUGGCAUGAUCUAGAGAUCGGCCCUGAAGCGCCCAAGGUUUUCAACGUGGUUGUUGAGAUCACUAAGGGAAGCAAGGUCAAAUACGAAUUGGACAAAAAGACGGGAAUGAUUAAGGUUGAUCGUAUUUUGUACUCGUCCGUGGUUUAUCCUCACAACUAUGGAUUCAUUCCUCGAACAUUAUGCGAAGACAAUGAUCCUUUGGAUGUUUUGGUUCUCAUGCAGGAGCCUGUUCUCCCAGGCUGCUUUUUAAGAGCCAGGGCCAUUGGACUUAUGCCCAUGAUUGACCAGGGUGAGAAAGAUGACAAGAUCAUUGCAGUUUGUGUUGACGAUCCUGAAUAUAAGUAUUACAAUGACAUUAAACAGUUGCCUCCUCACCGUCUUAUGGAGAUCCGUCGUUUCUUUGAAGAUUAUAAGAAGAAUGAGAACAAGGAAGUUGCAGUAAAUGAGUUCUUGCCUUCGGACUCUGCUACUGAAGCCAUCCAGUACUCGAUGGAUCUUUAUGCUGAGUACAUUAUGCAAACACUUGGACGAUGAGGAAGAAGAGGCAAAGGAGGACAUGUUCCUUAAGUUGGUCCCUUGUUUGGCCAUCUCUCAAGAUAUACUAUACAAUAAGCCGUUUAUAGGUUGCUUUUUGAGUUACGUUUUAUCACUACGUAUUGAAGAUUUGAUUCUGCAUUUCAAGAGUUAAGCAGCGUUGCGAAGUGCAACUUUUUAUUUAUUUAUUUUUCUUUUGGAUCAUUUCGCCCACUCUAUAUAUAGAGGGUAUACAUAUAUGUAUAAUAUAAAUGGAUCGAUGAUUUGAGUUUUUAUUUUUAUUCUUCAAUGGAAGUUUGUCUUAAUUUCUAGUUAUUUGAUGUUUAAACGGAGGUAGAGUGAGAGCGAGAGCGAAAAUGUCAGAAUGUUUAAUUUCUAGUUAUUUAAUUUUCAAAACGUAAGUAGACAUCCUAAUUUUACUAUUAUCAUUCUAAAUAAAAACAUAAUAUUAUUAAAUUGUCCUUCAUUGAUCAAUCCAAUUCGAGUGUAGAUCGUGUCUUGAAUUUUUUUUCCUGAACAGAUUGUAUCUUCAAAUCGGCCUACUAUGGUUACAAAAUGUCGAGCCCAAUAUUUAAGGACACUUCUCAGUUAGAUAUCUAGGCCUUCCUUUAGUAGUUGGACGACUAUCAUCAGCAGACUGUGCAGUCCUUAUUGACAGGAUUACCAGAAGAAUUAAGGUUUUGGAGUUUAUGCUAGACGGAAAUGGACAACUUGAACACAGUGUUAUAGGACUAGACCAGUCUGGUUUCAAAACUCUAAUUAGUGUACAAGUGUAUUAGCGUACGUAGCAGUUAUAGUCAAGAGUGAUAAUUGAUGAAGGUUGAUCUUUAGUUUGUACCAAGUUGUAUUGAUGUAUUGAGCUGUACUGAUCGUAUUUUGAUGAAAUGAAAACCACUUAUUUUAUUCAUAAAAUAUAUACAUUUAAGGACACUCAUUACCAUUUCAAACAUGACGCUAUAACAUAACAAGGGCAAAGGUGGUUGGCUCCGCCUAUGAUUAAGUUGUGGCUGAGGUGUUCAGUUAUAAAAACGGCUGCAGUUUUAGGCCAAGAAGGCAUGGAGGAAAUUGACAAAUUAACCCAUUCGAAGUAUGCGGAGUAAGCAGCACGGGCUGAGGUGGCAAAACGUUUUAUUGGACUAUAUUGUAUAGUUGGUGAACUUGGAGUAUUGUUUGGUUAUUUUCACCUUAUACCUAGUUGUCUGUUGAUGGUAUAAGUAGUUAGACGUAAACCUUCUUGUUGUAACUCUCGGCUAAACCUCAUAUUAGCCGCACAUAGUGAACCCUAAUUUGAGAGCUUUGUCUCUCUGUGGACUAGUCCCGAUCUUCGGGGAAACCACGUAAAAUCUCCGUCUUCUCUACUUUCCACAUAUUUUACAUGGUAUCAGAGCCUAGAACCGAAAGGUCAUGGUUUCGAAUCCUCAUAACGACCCCCAUUUCAUGCCAAUUCGUUUAGCACAAGGAAUGGUAUGUCCAACCUGUGCAAACUAAAGCCUCGUGGUUUGGCAGCACAAAGGUUCAACCUGUGCAGCCCGUAAAAAAUCCACAAUUCGGCA